Molecule: messenger RNA, 1549 nt
Organism: Poecilia latipinna (sailfin molly)
Lineage: Eukaryota; Metazoa; Chordata; Actinopteri; Cyprinodontiformes; Poeciliidae
Exons: 4
Coding region: 128-730 (200 amino acids)
Source: RefSeq, a predicted model, not a curated record
UGCAGUGGGGAUAUUAAGCCUAUCUUCUGAUUGUUCAUCUGAUUCAGAGUGAUCAUGGUCAUCAGAGCAUGAUAACUAUUUUCUUAGCACUUCCUGACAGUUGCUGUUUCAACAGAUGUAAAAGGACAUGGCAGCCAGUGUUGGACUGCUGUUUCUGCUCAUAGGAGUCUCUUAUGGUAAUAAAACUUUCUGUGAUGGCAGAAAGGAGAGAGCUCAGUGUUUUCAACCCUGGGGAGCAACUGUGUUUGUUCACCUGAUGGAUGAGGUCUCAGAAAAAACAAGAUUCCAAUGGACAAAAGAAACAACAAUAGUACUAAUUUGGAGACGCAAUGGACUUGUGACAAACACAUUAAAGAGCAGAUCUGAAUUCAUCUCCAGCAAUGGGACAUUUAGGAUCAGCAACCUUAGGAGCAGUGAUGGUGGUGAAUACACACUUAAACUUUUUGAUUCUGAUGGAAAAAUAACAGGAGAACGGACUCUGCAAUUGCACAUUGAAGGCCAGUCCCCACUAAGAGUUGGAGCAAUCUCUGCUCUGCUUUUGUUUUCCAUCUAUGUCAUCUGUGUAAUUGUCAUCUGUGCUCAGAGGAAAAGGCAAAAUGGAAAAGGAGAAGAACUCCCUGCUGACUUAACCUACGCUGACAUCAGAGUGGUGCAACAGCAAGAGAGGAAGCCAGCAAAGCAAAACAUGGAGGAAGAGGUGGAGUACAGCCAAAUAAAGAUUGCAGGAUGAUUCCAGUCAAAUUUGACUGAAGAAAUGAAACUAUAUGCAGAUGAAAUGAACUGUUGUCUGCUUUGGUAAAGACUGCAGCCCUCAUUGCAGAUCCACAGAGAAGAUGACGAUGCAGACCCCUGAAGAUGUUUUGCUCAUCUUUAGUCAUUGUAACUUUUAAGAAACCAUAUUUGCUAGCAAUGCAAAAACAACUGCUUGUUUAUUUUAAUUGCAAUAUUUGCUCAUGACUGUAAUGUUAAAUUUGAUAAAGAAGUUUUGAGAAAUUGGCAACCACUCAACCCAUUAAAUUACAAAAAAAAGUUAAGAGGCAAAUGCGCUGGAGUCCAAAGAAAAACAUGUGUUAUUAGUCUUCAUAUUUUCCGCAGCAACUCCCUACGCAAAAUAAAAGUUGUCAAUGGUGAAACUAACAAAUGGAGCUCAAGCGCAAAUUCAAGCCCAAUCGUGAAUGAUUAGUGAUAUGAUAAAGAGAUGAAAGAUUACUGAUGACUUUCUUUUGUGAGGGAGGAUGAAUGACUAAUAAAGAGACAUAAGGAGUUCGAAUUGCUGCACAGUUAGGCGGAUGUCCAUUUCUAACUCAGUUUGCAGUGAUUCUUUAAUCUUUCCAAUUUCGGAUAAUGGAUUGGUUCUGCUGUGUGAGAUGUUCAACAUUUUGGACCUUCUCCACAACUUGACCUGACCUGUUUGCUGUCUGUCGGUCUUCAUGAUGGCUCUCUAACAGAACAGAACUAUUCCUACUGAGAUUAGUUCACACACUGCACACUCUACUUAGUCAAUAGGCAUCGAUUUAAGGUAAUCUUGAAUGCCCUGGAAUAAAAAAAA